CGUGCCAUUGUUGAAAAUUCGUACGAGGGAUUUCACCCCUCCGCACCUUUUGUUCAACAAAAUAAUCAAAAAAAAAAACAUAAAGCAAGAGAUGAAUCUCCCCCGCCUACAAACAGCAGCUCAAAAUCUCGAAAUGGAAAACCAAGCAGGAGCUCCGGCAGUAGCAGAGUAUCACGACGCUUACGACGAUUUCAGAGAUAAAUACAACGACAACGCAAUCAUCGCUAAAGAUGACGAUUUUGGCGAGGGUGAUGACGUGUGCCCCAUCUGUUUAGACACCUUCACCAUCCCAUGCAAAUCCAAUUGUGGUCACUUGUUUUGUGGGGGUUGCGUUCUGCAAUUGUGGAUGUAUCGAUACUCAAUUCAGCCCUGCAAAUGCCCCUUGUGCUGCUGCAGAAUCGUCAAUUUGGAGGUGCAAGCAUCUGAAGAAGCUGAUAAUGGCGGUCGGGUGAGAAAGGAAGUGCAGCACUACAAUGGCCUUUACAUCCCUGGCCUCUUUGGCUCGCUCCAUACAUUACCAUUACUAAUGGGGAGGAUAUUCAGAGUUCUAGUGGAUCUUGAUUAUUUGAGAGCCAUCUACUACGUACUGCGCAUCAUCGGGUUAUUUCUGGGAUUCAUCUAUGAACUGCUCGAGUUUGAGUUUUUACCAACUGGAGGGUUGGGAAUCCAUAGAAUGUUCGACCUCAUCGCUAGCUUGCUCGUUGCUGCUCUUUUUGUGGUAGGUGUGGUGUAUAAAUGGACGCUUAAACGUCGUGCCAGGCUCCUGGUAGUCGUAGAUACUUCGCUCAGGAAUGUCACUUGAUUUUGCUGUUUAUGUCCAACGCCAUCGUUACUUGUUGUACUUAAAUAGCAUUUGUAUCAUAUAUAUAGGUAGAUGUAAAUUAUAACUGAAUGUAAAAAAGUCUGAAUUUAGUGUAUAUAGUAGGAUGUUGGUUGCUACACCCCACAUUAAAGUGGAGGACUACCCUAUAUAUCAAAAUGAUACGUAUGUCUAUCAUUUUGAUACACAGUAUAUAUAGAGACAGAUUUGUUA
Salvia splendens (bonfire salvia) is the source of this 1033-nucleotide messenger RNA. Its product is annotated as E3 ubiquitin-protein ligase RNF170. The transcript is spliced from 5 exons. Bases 92 to 802 code for a protein of 236 amino acids. Lineage: Eukaryota; Viridiplantae; Streptophyta; Magnoliopsida; Lamiales; Lamiaceae. The record is from RefSeq and is a predicted model, not a curated record. Gene Ontology annotation, molecular function: ubiquitin protein ligase activity.